Molecule: messenger RNA, 433 nt
Organism: Arachis ipaensis
Lineage: Eukaryota; Viridiplantae; Streptophyta; Magnoliopsida; Fabales; Fabaceae
Source: RefSeq, a predicted model, not a curated record
GACCAUGAUUGGUAAUGGAGAGCGUUGUUCAUCAUCAAACCCACGAAGCAGAGACGAUGUAGGCUGGGGCCUAAAUUCUAGUGGGAGAGCUGGAGCUCCGAGGAAGAAGAAAUGGGUUGCCCCAAUUUGUUAUUGUGGUUCUCAUGCAAUAUUGUUCAUGUCAGGGACGGUGAAGAAUCCAGACAGAUUAUUCUUUCGCUGCCCAAAAUUCAAGACUGGAAAAUGGCAUUGCAACUUCUUUGCAUGGCUAGAUGAUUAUGUAUCUUCAUGUGGUGAGGAUGCUAACAAGGCUGUGUCAUUUGGGGCAUCAAAGCAGAAGCAUAAUCGAUUGGAAGGCCAUGGUUAUGUGGUGGAUAACAAAGUUAAUGAGUUGGAGGAAAGAUUAAUUGAUUUGGAGGAUCAGUUAGAUUACUGCAAACUGAAAAUUGGGUGA